AUGCCCUCGCAGCAGUUCGCCGAGGAGUAUGACUCACACGAGUCGCUGCAGGAUCAAUACUUUGACGCCUACGCCGACCUUGGCGUGCACCGCGUCAUGCUCGCGGAUGCGCCUCGCAUGUCGUUUUACCGUCAGAUACUCACUUGCGAGGCGGUCGUCCGGGACCGCGUAGUGGUGGAUGUGGGCUCGGGGACAGGCGUCCUCUCCAUUUGGGCGGGCCGUGGAGGGGCAAGGCAUGUUUUUUCUAUUGAGGCCUCGUCGCUGAGCUUGGCCCAGGCGCAGGUCAUUGACGAUAAUAAGCUUUCGGAUAAAAUCACGUUGCUCUCGGAGACGGUGGAAGAUAUCGUUGCAGAAGGGGUUGCAAGUUUUAUUGCGACGCACGAGGCGUUGUUGCGGGGGUGCGGAGUGUCGUUGAUUGUAUCAGAAUGGAUGGGGUUUUACCUUCUACAUGAGGGCAUGCUGCCGUCCGUCAUCCGUGCGAGGAACUUCUUUGCGGAGGUCAAUGCAAAACUGGGGAUUCUCUGCCCGAUAGAGAUGGUUCCUGAGCGGGCAACCAUACGGGUGGCGCCCAUAAACUGCGCCGCGUACUAUGAGGAGCGCUACCGCAAGUUCUGGGGCGGCGUCGAAGGCGUCGAUCUUAGCCGCUACGGCAAAAUGGAAUUUGAGACCCAACUGGAGGCAACCAAUCCGCUCAUUGACACAGUGCCGUCCGCAUGCCUGUUGCACGAAGGUGCGACGGUGGCGGAGCUGGAGCUCACCUCUCUCCCGGAGGACGCGGUGAAAUCACUGUGCCGUGUCAUUCAUUUCAACCUUUGCGAUUCCGCGGCGUUCCGACGGCACUUUGGCGCCACCCAGCCAGCCUCGGUGGCCGUGGACGGUUUCACGGUGUGGUUUGAGGUGCACUUCCGUGCGUGGAGCCUGAACACCUCGCCGUGCUGCCCUCCCACGCACUGGAAGCAGACAACUAUUUUACUGCCAGCCACAGCGCGGGCGGAGCAGCUCGUGGCCUUUACGUCUCCCGAAGCCACGCUUGAUGUCGAGCUGCGGCUCUUGGCGACAGAUGCCGCAUUGCGCUGUUACAGCAUUGAGUUUGAGCUAAAGUAA
This is a messenger RNA of Trypanosoma conorhini, 1104 nucleotides long. Its product is annotated as arginine N-methyltransferase, type I. The record is from RefSeq and is a predicted model, not a curated record. Lineage: Eukaryota; Euglenozoa; Kinetoplastea; Trypanosomatida; Trypanosomatidae. Gene Ontology annotation, molecular function: protein-arginine N-methyltransferase activity. The transcript has a single exon. Gene Ontology annotation, biological process: peptidyl-arginine methylation. Bases 1 to 1104 code for a protein of 367 amino acids.